AAAAAAAUUUUGACAGUCAGUUUUUAAUAUUUGGUUGGUGAAUGUUGAGCGGCGGUGGUUUCGUAAAAAUGUGUUAAGAAUUUAUGAAGUGUUGCGGAAUUCUAAAUAAGACAGCUAUUUUAUGAGUGCCUAUGAAGAAACAGAUACAGCGACGGUGUCGCUUUUGACGGGAGUCGAGGUUGGAACGAAAGCUGCCGGGACUGCAACCCCAAAAUUAUCUGGAGUAUUAAGAACUCGUUCCCAAGUAAGAGGUGGCCUUGUUACAAAGCGCAAGAAAAUGUCUCGCCGGGCGAAUUUGAUAGGAAUUUGUGGCAUAAGUUGCUUAUGUAUUUUGCUACUGGUCGCUACCACACAACACAGACCCUUGCCAUCCUCGCUUUCUUCAUCGUCAAUAGGUUCAGUAGGCAAUGUGGACAACGGUGGGAACACAGUAUUAAAUGCACAAUCUGGAGGAGUCUACUCGACAGGUAACGGCAAUGGUCAAACAUUUGGUAGCAUAUCAACAAUAGCAGAAGUUGUUGCCCAACAAAGAGCGAAAAUUGCACAAGAAAUGGAAAACUUUGAGUACCCUGCGGGGCGUUUCGGCGUUGACGCCGAAAAGUUAUCUGAUCUGACCCCGGAAACAGAAGGAGUGCCUGUUCGAAGUAUGGUGCUUACCACAUGGCGAAGUGGAUCGACAUUUUUAGGAGAUAUUCUCAAUGCAAUGCCUGGAAACUAUUAUCACUACGAGCCUUUAUUACACAUUGGUAUUAAGCAAGUACGUACCCCAGAAGAAGAGGAGGAAGCCAUUAAACACCUCAAAAGUCUGUUCUACUGUGAUUACUACGACAUGGAGGAAUACUUGAGCUAUGGAAAGAAAAAUGUACAUUUAUUUCAACACAACAAAAGACUGUGGCAGUUAUGCAAGGAAUAUCCCCAUUACUGCUGGCGGCCCAAAUUUCUAACUCCAAUAUGCAAAUUAUUCCCCUUACAAAGUAUGAAGACCGUCAGACUACGUUUAAGUACAGCGGAGAAGUUGCUGGAAGAUAAAAGUUUAAACAUACAUAUUAUAUUGUUGGUGCGUGACCCCAGAGGAACAAUGCAGUCUAGACGUCAUCGUACGUGGUGUUACGAUAAUCCAGAUUGUGAUCAACCACAAAUUUUAUGCAAAGAUUUGGAAGACGACUAUCAUGCUGCUGAAGUACUUCUAAAAAAAUAUCCAUCUAGAUUCAGGACUAUAAGGUAUGAAGAUCUUUCGUUAGACCCCUAUGAAAUGAGCCAAGAGUUGCUGCAGUUUUAUGGCCUACCUUUUGACCCCUUGGUUGAAGAGUUUUUGGAUACUCAUACUAAAGUUAAUAUUGGCGGUGUAAGUUCCACAUUCCGCGAUUCUAAAUCGGCUCCAUUCCAUUGGAUACAAGACUUAACUCAGGCAGAUAUUAAACACAUACAAAACUCAUGCACCAAAGCAAUGGAUUUGUGGGGUUAUCGACGUAUAAGCAAUUUUACCGACUAUGCACGCAAUUUUGAUCCCAUAAUAUUGCCGCCUCCAUUUACGUGAGAUGUUUAUCAUGCCCAGGGUUGACAACCUCAAGAAGUGAAUUUUCUUAGUUUCGUAAAAAUACACACAAUGCUUAACCUAAAAAGUCUAGUUCGCCUGGCUAUCGAGAAUUUUUUUUGCUUGUGUUUUAAACAUAAAAAUAACAAAAGCAAACUGCUGAGCAUUAUCAAGAAUAUGCUCAUUUAUUCAUAUACAUAAUCAUGUGUGUGAAUGUUUUCUUGUAUGUAAAUGAUGCCACAAUGGCAUACAAUAAUUUAAAUAUAAGGAACAAAAACGAUUUUAUCGACAUUAAAAUACAACAAAUGCUGAAAUGUUAAUACAUAAUAACUUUGUGCAAUGCGAAAUAAUACUAAAAUAGUAGAAAAUUUUCUAAUUUUAAGUAAUAAUUAAGUCCAUUCGAUAUUAAUUUAUAGUAUAAUGUUAAAAACAAUUUUACCAAUAAGCAAGCUUAAUUUAGAUAAUUUUAGACAUGUAUAGCAUAACAAUACUAUCACGUAUUUUACACUGCAUCAAUGUUACGUUUAAGGCUGUACUUCUCGUUAAAAUUUAAAUGUACAUAUGCGUUUCAUAUCACGAAAGCGAAACAUUUUAAUUGUUCGUUUACUCUUUUGUAAUACAAUACACUCACCCAAAAUACAUAUAUCUGGGUCAAUGUUCCACUUUUGCAAUAUUUAUACUUCACAUAAUCUACAAACACACAUUUAGUUUUUUAAAAAUGACAAAUAUUUAUAUUUUAACGUUAACUACGUAAUAAAAUUAAAAAAUCAAGCAAAGCAAUAGCAAUCCACGAAUCAAUUUCAAUAGAAUUUAUAGUAAAAAAUAAAAAAAAAUUGAAUCAAUUA
Molecule: messenger RNA, 2379 nt
Organism: Musca domestica (house fly)
Lineage: Eukaryota; Metazoa; Arthropoda; Insecta; Diptera; Muscidae
Product: carbohydrate sulfotransferase 4
Exons: 5
Coding region: 122-1537 (471 amino acids)
Biological process (GO): N-acetylglucosamine metabolic process; sulfur compound metabolic process
Molecular function (GO): N-acetylglucosamine 6-O-sulfotransferase activity
Source: RefSeq, a predicted model, not a curated record